Messenger RNA from Eimeria tenella, 3075 nucleotides. RefSeq names its product DnaJ domain-containing protein, related, related. The transcript is spliced from 7 exons. The record is from RefSeq and is a predicted model, not a curated record. The coding region runs from base 1 to 3075 and encodes 1024 amino acids. NCBI's taxonomy places the organism in Eukaryota, Apicomplexa, Conoidasida, Eucoccidiorida, Eimeriidae.
AUGCGGAUCCACGAGCCAGGGGGAAGGCGCUCGGGAGCUGCAGCUGUGCUGCUGCUGUGUCUCUCCCUAGCUGCAGGCGCUGCAGCAGCGGCGGAGGUGCAGCCGCUAUCAGCAGCAGCAGCAGCAGCAGCAGACGCAGCAGCAGCAGCCGCUGCAGCUGCAGAGGCAGCAGCAGCAGGACUCCCCGUCGCGGCCGCGUCCCCCGGGCAGCCCGGCCCAGGCGUGCACACCGGCAUCGACGAGACGCAGCAGCAGCAGCUGCAGCAGCAGCAGCAGCAGCAGCAGCACGCGCUGUUCUCGCUGCUGUGGAUGACAGAUAUUCACGAAGACCCUCUCUAUGACCCUGCUGCUCCUGUCUCCCACUCUUGCCGCCGCCACAAGAUGGCAAGGGGGCCCCCCUACCAGAAGGGGGCCCCCCUUUGGUUUAGGGGCCCCCCCUUCUUUGGGGGCCCCCAAAACCGCCACCGGGGCCCCCCCCCGGGCCUCCCCUGGCGGCUGCAUCACCGCCCCAUUUACCGGAGCCCCGGGGGGCCCCUCAGGGGCCCCAGGGGCCCCCUCGGCCGCCCUUGGGGGCCCCCCUUUCCCCGUAGGGGCCCCCCUCAUGGCCCUGUGUGGCCCCACCACCACCAUUGGGGCCCUCUUCAUGGCCCCAGGGGCCCCCCCCAUGGCCCCAGGGGCCCCCCCCAUGACCAUUUGGUGCCUCCGCCACCCCCUAGGGGCCCCCCACAUGGCCCUGGGGGCCCCCACCAUGGCCCCAAGGGGCCCCCUCAUGACCCUAGGGGCCCCCCACAUCACCCCGAGGGGCCCCCACAUCACCCCGAGGGGCCCCCACGUCACCCCGAGGGGCCCCCACACCACGCCUGGGGGCCCCCACAUCACCAUGGGCCCCCCCAGCAUGGCCCCAGAGGGCCCCCUCAUGGCCAUGGGGGCCCCCAUUCAGACCCUAGGGGCCCCCCCCCAGGCCCUAGGGGCCCCCCUGAAGACCCGAGGGGCCCCCCUAGAGGCCCGAGGGGCCCCCUUGAAGACCCGAGGGGCCCCCCUGAAGACCCUAGGAGCUCUGCCAGCGGGCCUGUGCCAUUUGUUGGGCGCCGGCUCAUGAAUAUGUACCAUUCAGAAGACUCGCAGCAGCAGCAGCAGCAACAGCAGCCGGUGCUGCAGCAGCGGAGGAGGUGGAUUCCGCGGGCCGCUAUGUGGAGAAAUCGAAUGACAGCAGCAGCAGCAGCAGCAGCAGCAGCAGCAAUGCCAGCAGCAGAAACAGACCCAGAGCUUGGCCGAGCUGGCUGCGACUCUCCUCCGGCCCUUGUGAAGAAGGCCCUGCAGUUUGCUGCUUCCCUAGCCUACCCAGGAGGUGCUGCAGCAGCAGCUGCUGCUGAGGAAGUGGCGUACCCUUUGCCUCGAGUUGCUGCUUUGCUGCUAACUGGGGAUUAUGCUGCGCACUACCCAGACUUUCAGAUUGAAAACAGGAAGCAGGCUUUGCGCGCUUGGACGGAGUCGCUAUUUGAGCAGUUCCCUCAGGACUGCGGCGCUGCAGGCGAAGCAGAACUGCCUCCGCAGCAGCAGCAGCAGCAGCAGCAGCAGUGCAUGCAGCUGCUGAUGGUGGCCGGCAACAACGACAUGCCCGAAGACUAUUUAGUCCCCUCUUCUCGACCUGGCUGGUCUCAGUUUCUUUUUGAUCUUUGGAAAAAGGCCCUGCCUUCCGAUGCAGCCACCAAGGAGUCGUUUUUGCGGGGCCUUUACUAUUCGGCGACUUUGCGGGAACAACCAGGAGUUAGGGUUUUGUGUUUAAACACCGUUUUGUAUUCUGUAGCAGCUCGGGAGCUGAUUAGCAGCAGAAGACGCUUCAGCAGCAGCAGCAGCAGCAGCAGCAGGAGGCCCUCGCGAUGCAGGCGCAGGAAGCAGCGGGGCCCCACAGCGGCUGCAGCAGCAGCAGCGAAAGAGACACCGGAAAAGGAGACAAGAGAUGAGCUGCUGGAGGCCCUCGAGGAGACAGGAGAAACGAAAGAAGCAAAAGAGACAACAGAGACAGACACAGCAGCAGCAGCAGCAGCAGCAGCAAAUUCCCAAACAGAGACCGAAGCAGACUCCUUGCUGCAGCAGGAGACAGAAGCAGCCCCUUCAGCGGAGGCAGCAGCAGAAGACGCCCAAGAUGCAGCAGAAGAGGACGAGAAAGACCCAGCUGGCCAGUUCGCGUGGAUGCGCCACCAGCUGCAGGAGGCCAGAGCGAAGGGGCAGCAGGUGGUGAUUGCUGGACAUGUCCCCCCUGGCUUUGACUCUCAUUUGGGCCUCGGCUUUUCGCAAAUGCGUCUCUGGGUUUCCAAAUACACAGAACUCUACCGGGCGCUGGUCUCGGAGUUCGCGGAUGUCAUAGUAACUCAGACUUUUGGGCACAUCCAUUUUGGCCGCGUGAGGGCCCUGGUACCCCCUGGGGCCUCGGGGGCCCCCCCCCCCAGUAUGGGGGCCCCCCCGCACCCCACAGACCCUCUGGGGGCCCCCUCACCCUCCACAGCCAUUCUGGGGGCCCCCGCACUGUCCCCUAUUCACGGCAACAACCCCGCAGUUGCUGCUCUGGUCUACAGAGCUGCAGCAGCAGAAGAGAGGGGCCCCCAGGGGGGCCCCCUGGUGCUGCAGGACUAUGUGCAGUACAACCUGCCCCUGUACGGCUUCGUGGGGCGGGCCUCCCGGGGCCCCCGCGGGAGCCCCCCGGGGGGCCCCCAGGGGGGCCCCCUUGGGGGCCUCCGAGAGCCCCGGCCGGACUUCUCGUUUGAGUUCAGCCUGCAGGAAACCUUUGGGCCCUUCUUGGGGCCCCGAAAGUGGCUGUGGCGUCCGGGGCUCUCGCGGCGCGGGGGCCCCCCCCCAGGGGCCCCCAGGGGGGCCCCCGGGGGGGCCUCCGGGAGGGUUGAUGGGGCCCUUGCUGCUGCUCUCGGGGCCGCUGUGAGAAGGUCCCCAAUGGUAUUUGCUCUCUAUGAAUGGCAUGCAGCAGCAGGGGGCCUCAGGGCCCCCAGCCGCGUGCGCAGCUGCGAAAUGUUGGCUUUGACGCAGCAGGAACUGGAGGCCUGCUUGAGCGCGGAGGCGUAA